Ascochyta rabiei is the source of this 330-nucleotide messenger RNA. RefSeq lists its product as uncharacterized. The record is from RefSeq and is a predicted model, not a curated record. NCBI's taxonomy places the organism in Eukaryota, Fungi, Ascomycota, Dothideomycetes, Pleosporales, Didymellaceae. The transcript has 2 exons. The coding region runs from base 1 to 330 and encodes 109 amino acids.
AUGCACAGCUCCACCUUCCUCCUCGCUGCCUCCGCCGGCCUCGUCGCCGUUGCUUCCGCGGGCCAGGUGAAUUUCUACUCGGACACGAAUUGCAAAAAUUACAUUGGCGAAGCGCACCCAGGCAGCUACCAAACGACCGGCGGCCCCGCGGGUUCCUUCUCCGCCCUCUGGGUCAGCAUCGACCAGAAAGCGUGCAGCAGCACGUGCGGGCCGAUGAUCAUCUGUGGGGAUUCAAGCUGCAGUCGCCGCCAGGCUACUGGGAUCGGCAGGUGUGUUAGCUUCAGCAGUGGUGUGUGGGCGAGGAACGGAUGUGGGCAGGACAUGUGCUGA